AUGAUCGCCUGUGAGGGAGACGACACUGUCUGCAAUUUGGGUUUUAAAUACUUCCAGCCGUGGCUAAGAGGGAAGGAGGAGCUGCUGCUGACAGUCGUCAAUGAGGAUCUGGGUUGGCGUUCCCCGGGCUUCGUGGUGUCCCGAGCCUCCUCCUACUCGUCCACCAGCAGCUGCAACAGCAGCGAUGUGUCCCCCAGCAGCAGCUCUCCCAGCCUGGCCAGCCGGAGCAGCUCCCCCCUGCCUGGGGAGCCUCAGGGCCCACAAGACUCCCAGUCGCACACACAUGCCAAGACACAGCCACGGAUUGCCAGGGAGCCCAGCAGUGAAGAGCAUCUGCUCCCAGCAUCUCCUAGUGAAAGAGAGAUAGCAGUACCUGAGGUCAACUGCACUUUGUUUUUAUUGGCCGGAUACGUCAAGUACGGACGCCCCUACGCCUGGAUACGCUCCAAUCACGAGCGCCUGGUCAACAUCGGCGGCACCGAUUCGAUGGUCAAGGACACGCCCAUGAAACUCAAGUCCAUCGCAGACUGGCAGACACGAGGUAUUCGUGUGUGGGAUGUUGUUAGUGAGCUGGUGUGCCUGUGCACUGUUCCCUCGCCCUCCAACCCCUUCGCGCUGGACAUGCGUUACAUCAAAAGUCUUCCCGUUCCGGACCGCUUCCUCGUCACAGGGGCUCUUCUCAACUUCCUGGAGAUGUAUGUGAUUUACGGCAACCGGGACGAGCUGCACUAUGACAAAGUGGCAGAGGAGGUGAAGCCUCUGAGGCGUCUCCACGUUCAGUCCCUGCUGGAGUUACAGCGGCUCAGAGAGAGCUCCGGGUCGGCCAGCAGCCACACGGCGCAGGACUCAUCCGCAGAGGAGUAACUGUAACUGUAUACGAUCCACUUCAGGAUGGGGCACUUUUACUGCCGUCUCAUCAGGUUCAAAUGGGUGAACUCUCACUAGGAGGACUUCCUCUAGAAGGAUGCGGUUUUAAAUUUGAUUUGUGUGCGUGUUUUACGGUUUGUUGCAGGAAAACCUGACUCAUUGUAUUCAUUUUUAAGGCGCAGACUCUGGGGAUUACUGCACACGCGCUGUGCAAACCUGUUUGUUUCAAAGCUGCAGUAUUCAGACGGAGCUCUUUCUGCAUCUGCACUACGGUUAGAAGGUAGUCACGUGUACCUAACUUUUUGAAUGUGAAAACACUGGAGAAAUGACCCUGGGAAACAAGUCACAUGACAGAUUAAAAAUCCCAGGACCUCUCUGAAUAUCUUGCCCUGCCACCUCUAGAC
This is a messenger RNA of Stegastes partitus (bicolor damselfish), 1271 nucleotides long. Lineage: Eukaryota; Metazoa; Chordata; Actinopteri; Pomacentridae. The record is from RefSeq and is a predicted model, not a curated record.